GUGGAGUCAGUAAGAUAAGUUUGUCGAGUGAAUCGAGGCCGUGAUCCGGACUGGAGAUAGCACGUUGGAAGUACCGAGUGUUCGGUUGAUCGUCGAUAAGUUUUUGGAUGUUCUAAAAAGUGCUUUCAAGCAAAAGUUCCGCUAGAACAAUUUGCUAUUUGUUUUGAAUUUAAGGUAAACAGCAUAGCUUUUACCUGUGGCGAAAAAGUGCAUCACAUGAAGCGCUGUGCAGAGGAAAAUUCGAGGUGCAAUCUUACGUGGGUCACUGCCAGGUGGGCCCUUGUAUGUGAGUGUAGUGUAGUACCGUCGAUAGUAAGCUUUUAAAACUUCGUGGAGAAGAACAACGUGAAAAAAUAAGUGGUGGUUCCAACAUCUUCGUCGUGUACGAGUGUAUAGGGUUCGUAGUCGAUCUCGCGGGUCACGGAGAUCUCUGUAAGAAUGUAGCUAGUUUUGUCUAGCCCAUAAACUAAGCUUCUUCCUCCUUUUCGUCCAUCUUCCGCUCUUCUGUUCUGCUUCGCAUUAGAGCGUGUUUAAUCAACAAGGAAGACAUCAGGUUGUGGCGAACGCGGAGUAAACCUAAACACUGGAAUGGCCCCCCAAAGCAGAAACAUGAAUAGCAAGAAAUGCUAGUACACACACACCGCAAUACCUGUGCUUAGACCUCGCAACAUCAUAGCAGCAUCAGAGCGGUAUGAUCUUCAUUGAGUGAGUGCGCGAGAGAAAACGGGCCAUUUUUGUAAAAUUUGUCGACGUCACUUUAAUCUAAAUACCACUAUGACUACUAGAGAAAAAGUGCCACGCUGGGAAAAGUGCUGAAAAUGGUUUUGCGCGAAAAAAGCGAGUGAAAGAGUGCAACUCGAUCGUAAGUUUACUUGAGAACCAAAUACGACGGAGCAGUGACAAAUGCAUUCCUGAUGUGCAACCCAUGACUCACUUCACAUUGCGCAUUGAAUCGUCAAUCGUUAAGAUGAUUACCUGAAAGCUUCGAUCACAUUUUAAGCCCCACCAAUCAGUGUACAAAGACAAACAUAGGCUUUUUUGCUAACAAGAAAUGAUCUACGUGUGCAAGAAAAAAUAUUUUACUGAUGAUUAAUCGGAAAUCUGCUGAGGUGAGAACGUGUCUUCCGAAGUGAAGUGCAAGCCAAGGCUUAGUUUAGUUUCGCAGUGCCGAGCAAAAUCGUUUGUUUUACGCUCAUUCGCUUGUUGAUUUCGCGUGAAUCGUUCAAAGUUAACGAAAGGAAACCCAAAUGUUAUGAAACAUCAUCGGUAGGCAAUCAAUUCUUCAGUUACGCGGGGUUGUUCCACUGCAAAUAGAGUUAUGUUUUUGUUUUCGAAAGAAUCAUCGCAGUGUUAGUGCUUUACUUGCGUGUACAUACGCGAAGGCUACGUGAGCGGAGAGUUAAUUUUAGUGCCAGCAGUCCGCGAAUAUAAUCGAAACAAAUUGAACGGUAAUUGAUGUGUGGACCUAACCUCAUACAAAGCUGGUGAGCUGGGAAAUGCAGUUCAAGAUGCAUUCGUCAUCGCAGUUGAACAACAGGCAAGAGAAAGACUGCAACGUCUGUCCGCACUCAAACGGAUCACUCCGGUUGACAUGUCCCAGCUGUCUAUAAAGCUUAACCAGCAAAGCCAAGCGAAGGGCGGCACCACGCAGGAUCUAAGCUUUCUCAAAGAAGCCUCGCCGAUAUACGUAACAUCGCUUUCGAAUAACACCGUCUCCGUAACCAACACUAGCACCACGGUGACGGCAGGAACAAAAACCAACUACUCAGCUGGGUCCAAUUUACAACAAGCAGCAACCAAUAACAAUAACACGGCAAAACAGAUAGGUAACGUAACGUCGGCAGUCACUUCGACUGUAAUUACUGGUACUAAUUCGGUGACUGGGUCCGCAGCAACAAAAACCGCUUCUCAAAAUGUGAUCAACUCCAAGCCAGCUUCUAAUCAAGUUCAGUCCAGUACGUCUCAGUCCUUUAACGCCAGCACAAAUGUCCCACCGUCGACAUCUCGCCAGCAGAACGUACCGACUAUAUCGAACGUUGUGACAUCCAACGUCGUAUCGUCAUCUGCCUUGCGGGGCACCCCGGGGUCAACGUUCUCGGGGGUCAACACUAAACCUAGCGAACAGCAACAGUUCAAUCUUAACAAUAACAACUAUUAUCCCAUCAACAGCAGUAACAUUGUGAAUGUGAAUCAUAGUCUUAUUAAUAACAACAUCAAUAGCAAUAUUAGUAAAACUGGUGCUGGUAAUAGUUCUUGUGGUAGUUAUUACAGUAAUCUAACAAAUCCGAUUAUCGCAAACGGUCAUGGUCCCAAGCGAGAGCUGGCCACGCUCUCGGAAGGUGAACUUGAGCUGCAAGACGAACCAUAUGAGACGAACAGCAACAUAUCAAGGGGUGGCACAGAAGUACUGCUAGGUGACCAGAGUUUGCGACAGGAUAUCCGGUCCCUCCGACGGUCUGGCUCCAGCAUCGUUGUGUUGGGUGGGGAUGAUACACUGAAACCUAGCCUGCCUAUUGAUGACUAUCAGGAGGACUUCGAGAUGUACAAUAUGAUUUCAGCUAAUCAAGAUAAUGGACCACAUCGGGAGAUGGCAGUUGAUGUACCUGAAUCAUUUAUAGCUCGCAACAAAACACCACCACGAUACCCACCACCGCGCAGCACAACACAGGUAAAUCAUGUGUCCAAUGCAAUGCCACAAGUACCGAAACAUGUAAACGGAGGUGUCUCCUUGGAGCUGGAACCUCUUGAUGGCUAUAGCGACAAAAAUUCGUCAUCGCUGGAUAGUAGCAAUGAAUUUUGUAAGAAAAAUUCCAGCAAAGGACCGUCCUCGCUCGGUUCUGCCAGCGAAUCGAUCGGCUUCGACUCGAUCAACUAUCUGAAACACUCAAGAGGUUCACUCAGUACAAGGAGCUCCUCGUCGGGUGACCUGGGCCCACCCGAGUACGAUAUCGGUCCGCAUCGCGAGCUUCCAGUAGACGUUCCGGAUAGUUUUGUUGAAGUAAUUAAAGCACCGCCCCGCUAUCCACCGCCAAAAUCAUUGAUCUUAAAAGAAGUUGUCAAAAAGAAAGAAUCAUCCUCAUCCGACGAAUCUAUCGAUAAACCAAAACCGCAACCACAAGCACCAAUGCGAAACGAGCUUAAUGGUUCCGUGAAGCCCAUUCCACCCCCGCGCGAUCACCUCCGGAUAGAGAAGGAUGGUCGCCUGACGAACCGCGCCCCGGUUCCCGCACCGCAAGUACCGGACCGCAAAGCAGUGCCGACGACUCCGCAGCAACAUCAUCAGCACAUCGGUCAGGUCGUGGAACCGACUCCGGAUCAGCUGGAUAGCAUCAAAAAGUUUCAGGAACAAUUGCGCAGACGACGAGAAGAGGAAGAGCGAAUAGCAGCACAGAAUGAUUUCCUACGAAACAGUCUGCGAGGCUCGCAGCGGCUGCGGGCAUUACAAGACAACCCAGUCGUUGACAAACCCGCCAUCGGUGUUGAUAACGAGGCCUACGCGGACGACGAAGAAGCGGAAAAGAUUAUCGGCUACGGAGAACUAGUAUCAGCGUUGCACCGAUUGCAGGGUCACCUCAACAAGCACGGGUUAGCCGCACUCGCUGGCAGAGUAACGGCGGCACAAACCCUGCUGCUUGGUCCUGGAAUCGCACGUGCUCUCGCCGCUCGGACGGCCGUACUCGAACGACGACGGCCUAAAGUACAGAACCCCAUUUGCUCAAAUGCUCAGGCACUCGCCAAGGACUGCGUUGAAUCAUUAGCCCAGUCCAGUUCACCGGCUGCAAUAGAACUAUGUGAUCUGCUGUCAACAUACGAAAUGGAAGGACUGCUGCUAGCACACGAUCGUGUUGCGUCCACUACCGAUCGUACACCUGCCUACGGUGUCAGUGCUGCUAGCGUGAAUCCUGCGGUGCCAUUGCCAAUGAACAAUAAUGCGAUGACCAGCGCCACACCGGUCAAACCUACGUCAGUUUUGCCAUCAAUUCCAAAUAAUACUAGCUUAGUAAAUAACAAUAACAACAACAUAGCCAAGCGUGAACCCAUGAGUGUUCCACUUGGAGUGCUUCGCGAUGGUAGUCAGGAUCACAUCAGGAUAAUUCAGAUCGAAAAAUCGUCGGAGCCCCUCGGUGCUACUAUACGCAAUGAAGGUGAAGCGGUUAUAAUCGGUCGUGUGGUGCGAGGCGGCGCUGCCGAAAAAUCUGGACUGUUGCACCAGAAUGACGAGAUUCUUGAGGUGAAUGGAAUCGAAAUGCGUGGAAAGUCGGUGAAUGAUGUCUGCGCUCUUCUCGGUGCGAUGACUGGAACCCUCACGUUCCUAGUGGUGCCUGCUGGUGCGUCGCCGAUGGUUCCAGGGAUGCGAGAUCCACCGGUUCUGCAUGUACGGGCUCAUUUCGAUUACGAUCCAGAAGAUGAUCUGUACAUUCCAUGUCGCGAGCUUGGUAUCAGUUUCCAGAAAGGAGACGUAUUGCACGUGAUAUCCCGCGACGAUUCCAACUGGUGGCAAGCCUAUCGGGAAGGUGAGGAAGACCAAACCCUCGCUGGACUAAUACCUAGCCAACCGUUCCAGCAUCAGCGCGAAUCGAUGAAGCUGGCUAUAGCAGGUGAAGUAGGCUUAAGAACCAGAAAGGAUGCCAACGGAAAAGCGGGUGGUUCUACAUUGCUUUGUGCUCGUAAGGGACGAAAGAAAAAGAAGAAAGCAAGUAGCGAACAUGGUUACCCACUGUACGCUACGGCAACCGCCGAAGAUCCAGACCCAGAAGAAAUUCUCACCUACGAGGAAGUUGCACUUUACUAUCCAAGAGCGUCCCAUAAACGACCAAUCGUUCUGAUCGGCCCACCCAACAUUGGACGUCAUGAGCUUCGGCAACGACUGAUGGCCGAUUCGGAACGGUUCGCUGCUGCCAUACCUCAUACAUCUCGGCCCCAACGGGAAGGGGAAAUUCCUGGACAAGACUAUCACUUUAUUUCGCGACAGCAGUUCGAAUCGGAUAUACUAGCAAGAAAGUUCGUUGAGCACGGCGAAUACGAGAAGGCAUAUUACGGAACAUCAUUGGAAGCGAUCCGAGCGGUGGUGGCCAGCGGUAAAAUAUGUGUGCUGAACCUUCAUCCGCAGAGCCUGAAGCUUCUUCGGUCCUCGGAUCUGAAGCCAUACACGGUGCUCGUGGCACCACCCAGCUUGGAAAAGCUUCGUCAAAAGCGAAUACGGACUGGGGAACCCUACAAGGAAGAAGAGCUAAAGGAAAUCAUCGCUACGGCUCGCGACAUGGAAGCCCGAUGGGGUCAUCUGUUCGACAUGAUCAUCAUCAACAAUGACACGGAACGGGCGUACCAUCAGCUGCUAGCCGAGAUCAAUUCGCUAGAACGAGAACCACAAUGGGUGCCAAGUAGCUGGCUGCAUAACUAAUUUAAGUCAGUGAUGCGUUUUCUACCUAUAUAUUUGUAACUUUUGUUGUUUUGUAAAGAAAAGAAAAAACAGAAACUAUCGGUUAAGUCUGAUACUAUUUAGUGAGCAUAAAGGUAAUUAUCGUAAUUUAUGUAAGUAGAACCCUAACACAAUAUAUGAAAGGAGAACGUCCCUUUGUAUUCCAUUAUAUAUAUAUAUAUAUAUAUAUACAGCUGGUACGACAAAACAUGAUUAAUGAAAAUCAAAAUACUUCUAGAAGCAUAAAAAUAAAUUCCAAUUGAUAACUAUACGAUAAGCGACGUUGUUAUUUUCGUUUUUGAAACAGAGUAUAAAAAGUUUAUUUUAUAUCUAGCUUAUUCCAUGUAAAAAGUACAUAGAAGGAUUGUUUUAUAUGUAUAAAUUUUAUUUAUCUGUCCAAUAUUUUUACAAUUAUAUCGAUAAAAAAAACUGAACACAAUAAAAGCAAUUUCUAAAUGUUAAAAGAAAACUUAGAAAAAAAACAGUCAGAACUCAGAAAACCCUUUACAUAAUUCAAUAGACGUAACGCAUUACAAUAUUUAAUCUCUACAAGAAGGAAAACAAGACGACAAAAACCGGCUCGCAAAAUAUUACGAAAAAAACAACAACAAAAAAGUAUUCGUGUUCACAAUUUACUCUAGAAGAACGAAAGAACAAACUAGUGGUAACAAAUUGAAGAGCAAAUGCCAGUACAGAAAGGUAGCGAAUCCAGCUUCAAUUCAUCCACAAAACAGUGUUAAAACACCGAUAUUUUUGAUACGUAUUCAAGUAACGUCGAAGAUCGUUUGCAGUUAGCUGCCGAUUAGUUUGCGACAUUAAACACAUUCUCUCCGGUCCGACAAAGCCGCCUUCGAAAGUAAAGUAAACAUGAACAAAAGAAUAUUACGCUCAAUAUUAUGCAUGUAUAGUUGUAAUAACGAAUAAUAAAACCACCAGAGACAUGAAAACAGCAUAGUUUCGAAACGAA
This is a messenger RNA of Wyeomyia smithii (pitcher-plant mosquito), 6386 nucleotides long. RefSeq names its product protein PALS1 (gene sdt). Gene Ontology annotation, biological process: morphogenesis of an epithelial sheet; protein localization to plasma membrane; generation of neurons. Gene Ontology annotation, molecular function: protein binding. The coding region runs from base 1592 to 5401 and encodes 1269 amino acids. The transcript is spliced from 14 exons. The record is from RefSeq and is a predicted model, not a curated record. Gene Ontology annotation, cellular component: adherens junction; plasma membrane. Lineage: Eukaryota; Metazoa; Arthropoda; Insecta; Diptera; Culicidae.